CGAACACUCUAUUUGAAAGUACAACUACAAUUCUCUUUUCUUUUUUCCUUUUUCGUGUAAAAGAAGAAGCCAUAUGUUGAAGUCAAUUAUCAUAUUUUCUACAAAAACAGGAAGUAUUAAGUAUUAUCAACCUUUUAAUGAAUAUUUAUUUUAAUUUAUUAUUCGUGCUCUCUUUGUUCCAUCAUUUAUUGUUUUUAAUUAACAUGGUAUAGAUUAUCAUCAAAAUCUGCUACCCAGAAAUUUCACUAAUGGAUGCACUUACUUUAAGUUACGUUUAAUAUUCUCACGUAAAACACUAUGUACUCUUAAUUAUUCAAAGGUUCAUGCCUUGCAAGGUAUUAUAAAAUAUGUGAGAGCGCACGAGUAAAAUAUAAGUACAAAAUGGAAUAUACACGAUCUAUUUAUGUCAACGAAGGAUGCGUGCAUUAGUUUUUAUGUUGAUUGUAAACUUGAGAAUGAAAUUCAUUUUUUUUAUUUACAUUUCUAACGCUUUUAGUGCAUUGUAAUGACAUUAUUUCAGUAUUAUUAAGAUCGUAGAAAAUGUAAUUUUGUAUUUUCCUAAUAGCAUUGCUUGCCGCUAGAUGGUAAUAGUGACAUUGUUUUUGUAGUAGCACUCUUGGGCUUGGAACCUGAAUAAGAUUCGUAUUAACUUUACUUUUGUAAAAUUGGCAUCAAACAUAUAGUGAUAGACAGUCACGGAUCCAGUUUGAGGGAACGCGAUUCACAGGAAACUAAUUCAGUAGUUGUCAAUAGAAGUAGAAGGAAAUAUAUUUUGUAUUUAGAGAAAUCAGCGUGUUUUUUCUUAAGCCUAAGUUAUAUAACGUGCGUAAAUAUACAUUUUAAAGAACACGCAAAAGUGAGGAUUUCAAGAUACGAAAAUUUUAUUACCUAUUGGAAGUCUCAAACUCUUGCAAGUUGUUUUAAAUUAUGGAGAAUGUAUAACCAAUCAGAACAAACCUGCGCAAUCAUAAACAAAAAUUCGUCUUCUAGUAAUACGUUAAUCUCACUAAAUGAAAUGUAUUUGUCAUUCGAGAUAGUUUACAGUUCAUUAGCAUGAUCAAAUUCAAAAUAGCGGGAAUAUUCAAGGACGUCGGGAUGCUACAUAAAUAAUAGUGCUUUGAAAUAGUUAAGGAAAUAUGAAUGUUAUUUUUUGCGAUAACAGUAACUGAUUCUUAAUAUGUUAAUAAUUUUACGCAGAACAAUGAGUUCUCUUACUUUAAAUAAGUUGAAGAAGAAGACACCCUUAGAAAAGUUUGACAAAUCAAAAAAGAAAAUUGAUCGAUUUGAUGGAUUGUCAGAGGAAGAAGUUCAAAAAUUUACUUUGCCAGAUUAUUUGGAAAUGAACUUAGACAUGGUUUUUGUUGGAAUAAAUCCGAGUUUAAUGGCCGCACAUCGUGGUAGAUAUUAUGCAGGUCCAGGUAAUCACUUUUAUAAACUUUUAUAUGAAUCAAAAUUAACACCUCGAUGCCUAACUUAUGAAGAAGAUUACAAACUUCUUGAGUAUGGAAUUGGCUUAACAAAUAUAGUAGAACGGGCUACAAGAUCAUCUGCUGAUUUAAAACGUUUAGAAAUUGAAAAAGGUUCAGAGGUGAUAAAAGAAAAACUGUACAUUUAUAAACCAACGAUCGCUGUUUUUAAUGGCAAAUGUAUAUAUAAAAUCUUUGCUAAUAAAACAGCUGAUUUCAAUUUUGGAUUACAACCAGAAUGUAUUGGAGAUACUGCACUUUGGGUCACUCCAUCAAGCAGUGCUCGUUGUGCAAAUUUUCCGAGAAUGUCUGACAAAUUACACUUUUUUACCUCUCUAAAGAAGUAUUUGCAGUUUUUAAAAGGAGAAAUUAAGAAUAUUGAUACAAAAGAAUUUUUGUUUGAGGGAAAAUGUAAACAGUUUAUUCCUAGAACUUCAAAAAUGUGGAGACGAAAAAAUAUGUCUGCAUUUUUGCAUGGAGGAAGAGUUGCUAAUAAAGAUACUAUACAUUUAGAUACUUCUGAUGAAAAUAUAGCUAUAGCACAUAGCACAGAAUUCAUUGUAGAUGAAAUACAAUCCGUUAAUGAAAAAAAUGAUAAAAAAGAAGAAAUAUUUGAUACAGAUGAAAUUACAUCACUAGAAAAUUAUAUUUUACAUGAUAAUGGAAAAUCAUUUUUUGAGAAUAACUCAUCUUCACAGACAGAACAUUCAGACUUCAUAAGCAAUACGAAAAGUAAUUCAGAAAAAGAUGUACAGUCUAAAGCAAUAUCUAAAGUUCAAACCAGCAUUAACAAGAAGGGAAAGUAUACUAAAAACCUUUUGCAGAAAUCAAUUAGAACCAAACACUGCUUUGAAAACAAUACUGAUUCAUAUUUCAUAAAUUUAAUAAAACAAAGACUUAAAAAAAAAGUGGAAAGUAAUUCUGACUAAGAAGCCAAUAAAAAAAAAUCGUAAUAUUUUGAUUUAUAAUUAAAGUUAAAAUUAUGUAAAUUAAAAAGUACAAAGCGCGAGAUAUUAUAU
Messenger RNA from Megachile rotundata (alfalfa leafcutting bee), 2485 nucleotides. RefSeq names its product G/T mismatch-specific thymine DNA glycosylase. Gene Ontology annotation, molecular function: pyrimidine-specific mismatch base pair DNA N-glycosylase activity; uracil DNA N-glycosylase activity. NCBI's taxonomy places the organism in Eukaryota, Metazoa, Arthropoda, Insecta, Hymenoptera, Megachilidae. Gene Ontology annotation, cellular component: nucleus. The record is from RefSeq and is a predicted model, not a curated record. Gene Ontology annotation, biological process: base-excision repair, AP site formation.